AUGCUGGAGAGGCCACACGCACCUCUUUUAUAUACUUCGCAAUUUUACCUCCUCAACAAGAAGCCUGCAUUCGUUGGUGCAUCAGUUAUUGUUUCUUUGUGUUCAGUUAAAUCUCAUUUCAUGGCGUCAGCUUCUUCUAGCAAACCAGAGGUAAUCAAACCGUCAUGCGAUGUAUUUAUCAAUCAUCGAGGAGUUGACGUCAGGCACACUCUGGCCGCGUCCAUCUAUAAGGCACUUUGUAGACAAAAUUUCAGAGUUCUUUUGGACUCGGAGGAGCUGCAAGUGGGCAAUUUUAACACACUUGCUGUAAAAGAAGCGAUGCGCAGUGCUGCUAUUCACAUUGUCAUUUUUUCUUCAAACUAUGCCCAUUCAAGCUGGUGCCUGGACAAGCUGUUAUUUAUACUCAAAACUGACGCCACAAUCGUGCCUAUUUUCUAUCGUGUUAACCCUUCAGAUCUCCGUUGGGCUGGACAAGGGAAAGGAAAAUAUGCUCAUGCAUUCGCUCAGCAUGAAGAGAAGGCUACAUACGCAUCAGAGAAGAUCGAAAGCUGGAAAAUGGCGCUCCAGACGAUUUCAUUUAUUAAUGGUGAGAUUAUUCAUAAUCAAGACGAUGAGUUGAGAGCGACUAAGAAUAUCGUCAACGCAAUACUCAUGCUGAUGAAGGAGGAGCCAAAUGAUGCUGAUGCAGUUGGUCUGGAUGAAACUGUAAGAGACUUUGAAAAUUAUACAUCCCAAUGUCCAAAAAGCCACCAGAAUAUACAAAUUGUUGGAAUUGUGGGUGUGGGCGGAUGUGGUAAAACAACUUUGGCGAAUGAGUUGUAUAACAGAAAUGCCUCUUCCUUCGAUGGCUCCAGUUUUAUUUCUGAAGUGCGAAAUAUAUCCAAAAAUGAUUUGCCUAAUUUACAGAAGAAACUGUUAGAGGAUCUGUUUGGUGAUGUGGAAGGUCUUCCAAUUGAGAGUAUAAACGAAGGCGGUGAAAUUGUUGCACAAUAUCUGAGAUCACGACACGUACUCAUUGUUUUGGAUGACAUCGAUUAUGAGUACCAACUGGAGGCUCUCAUGGCUGGAAAGGAUAGCCUUGGACCAGGCAGCUUCAUUAUUAUUACAACAAGGGAUAAGGGCAUUCUUAAACGUUAUGACAAAUCCAUCAUAAUUUAUGAAAUGAAACCUAUGGAUCGGCGUCAUGCAGAACAACUUUUUUCUUGGUAUGCCUUCAACAAAUCCUUUCCAGUACCGGGGUUUGAAGAUUUGGUGGGAAAGUUCCUAAACGCUUGCAAUGGUCUACCUUUGACUCUCAAAGUGUUAGGGGGGCUUCUUCAUGGCCGGGAAAAGGAUUUCUGGGAAUCUCAAUCACACAAGGUCUCAAAGUUAUUGCCUGGAGACGUGCAGAAUAGGCUAAAACUAAGCUAUGAUGCAUUAGACGAUGAAAUCAAAGCUAUAUUUUUAGACAUAGCUUGUUUCUAUGUCGGCAAUGAUAAAGAUUUAACUCUCUCUGUAUGGGAGCAGUCAGGAUGGGAUGGCGAGCGCAGUCUAGAAAUGCUUGUAGAUAAGUCCCUUGUUGAGCUUGACAACUUCAACCGGAUAAAAAUGCACAUUCAACUUCGUGAUUUGGGUAGACAAAUAGCACUUCAGGAGAGUCCCCGCCGUUUAUUCUCUGACGCGCAAAAUAAACCGACACAGGUGAGCUUCAGAUUUUAUUUCAGUGUUCAAGAUUUGCUGACUGUCUUUGCUUUCAGCCAGCUUAGUAGCAGGUUUCCACAAGACUAUCCAGAUGAUGAAUUUGAUACAGUAUAUCAAAUAUGGAUCAUGGACAACGAAAAAAAUCCGGUGGCUCUCAGAACUAGAGGCGAUUACAUUAAAGCUGCGAAGAGUAAUCAGACAAGACUUUUGAAAUGGCUUGUGUGGUACGAUUGCCAACAGGCCAGCAUUCCUUCUGGGAUUUCGCUGGAAAAUUUAAGAAUUUUGCACCUUAGAAAUGGAUUCUUUAAUAAGUUAUGGCUUCAUGACGCAAAGCUGCCUAAGCUUUUGGAGGAGCUGAAUAUUUUAGGUAGCAUUGGGGAGUUUCCAGAAUCAAUAGGACAGCUUGAUCAUCUUAAAAAAAUUGUUGUUGAUGGUUGGCCAAACACCAGCUUGAAGGGUCUACCUGAGGAAUUCUGUCAGUUAAAGUCUUUGAAACAUCUUACCCUUAGAUGGUGUAUAACAUUGACAUCACUGCCCAGGCAUUUAGGCAAUCUGAGAGCCUUGCGGCAUUUAGACCUUGCCUUCUGCGGCAGAUUGAAGGAAUUGCCUAACUCCUUUGAACAAUUGGUCAAUCUAAGUCACUUAGAUUUCCAAGGUUGCGAGAGACUCGUGAUCUCACCACAUUUUUUGAGACAAAUCAGGGGUCUCGAGCACUUGAAUCUUAUGAAUUGUAGAAAUAUUAAAGUUUUGCCUGCUGAAGUUCCAUGUCAAGGGUUUCUAAGGACCCUAAAUUUGGUUGGCACAAGCUUGGAAAGGCUACCGAAUGAAGUAGGGAGAUUGGUUAACUUGGAAGUUCUGGAAAUAGGAAGCAGUUAUUUGACAGAUUUGCCGAUUUCUCUCGGGAACAUGACAAAUCUGCGAACGCUGAACCUGGAAGAUUGCAAAAAUCUUACAUGCUUACCAGACUGGUUAGGGCAGAUGACAAAUCUGCGAGCCCUGAACGUGAAAGAUUGCAAAAACCUUACACGUCUACCGGACUCCUUAUAUCUAAGAAGACUCCUUAUAUCUAAGAAAAAAUUUGUGUAUAAAAGCGCCACAGGCUCAAACAGAUACUCUUGA
Molecule: messenger RNA, 2799 nt
Organism: Cryptomeria japonica (Japanese cedar)
Lineage: Eukaryota; Viridiplantae; Streptophyta; Pinopsida; Cupressales; Cupressaceae
Product: disease resistance protein RPV1
Exons: 5
Coding region: 1-2799 (932 amino acids)
Biological process (GO): defense response; signal transduction
Molecular function (GO): protein binding; ADP binding
Source: RefSeq, a predicted model, not a curated record